AACGAUUACAAACUUGUAUCUUUGAACGAUUCCUUUAGAACGAUUCUACAAACGAUCGGCCAUGGCAAUUUCUCCAACCCCUGUUUCCCAACAGGAACCUUCGUGUUCGAAUCUACCUCAAGAACACGCCUCAUUGCAGUCACCAGCGGACGCGUUGGAGAAGAAGAAGAAGAGAAACCAGUCUCCCGGUGUUCGUGUUAUCGGCGCUCGUAUCUAUGAUUCCCAGAAUGGGAAAACCUGUCACCAGUGCCGUCAGAAGACGAUGGACAUUAUGGCACCUUGUAAAAAUCACAAAAAAGGAAAAACAAUGCACUAUCAAAUACUGCCAUAAGUGCUUGCUGAACAGAUAUGGUGAGAAAGCAGAGGAAGUGGCAGUUUUGGAGGAUUGGUUUUGUCCAAAGUGCAAAGGCAUUUGUAAUUGCAGUUUUUGCAGGAAGAAAUUGGGGCAACAACCUACUGGUAUACUUUCAUAUACUGCAAAGUCUACAGGUUUUGCAUCUGUUUCCGAGAUGCUUCUUGUUAAAGGUCCCGAUGUUCAAUCAGCAAAGAAAUCUACCCAUGACAAUCCGAUGAAAAAGGGAAGGAAAACCUUAGUGAAAAUUCUGAUAUGAAUCUUGUUGAGCAAAAGGCUAAGAAGUGAAAAAGGGGAAUAUGCUGGAGGAAAAGGAUAAAAAGGAUGAUAAAGAGAUGGAUCAUGGAGUCAUCAUAUCCAAGAAAAGAAAAAGAAUAUCAACACAGAUAUGGAGGGAAUGAGUGAUGUACCAGAUGCUAAGAAGCUUAAAGUUGAAGGCCAAGUGGAGACAAAUUCUAUUUGUUCCUUGAGUGAUGGAGUCAUCAUAUCCAAGAAAAGAAAAAAGAAGAUCAACACAGAUAUGGAGGGAAGAGUGAUUUACCAGAUGCUAAGAAGCUUAAAGUUAAAGGCCAAGUGGAGACCAUUCUAUUUGUUCCUUGAGUGAUGUUGAAAUCCCACUACCUCAGGGAUCUGAAAUGAGAACUGUGGCUGGAAUUGACUGCAA
This is a messenger RNA of Impatiens glandulifera, 1016 nucleotides long. RefSeq names its product cell division cycle-associated protein 7-like. Gene Ontology annotation, biological process: regulation of DNA-templated transcription. Lineage: Eukaryota; Viridiplantae; Streptophyta; Magnoliopsida; Ericales; Balsaminaceae. The transcript has 5 exons. The record is from RefSeq and is a predicted model, not a curated record. Gene Ontology annotation, cellular component: nucleus. Bases 216 to 611 code for a protein of 131 amino acids.